Caenorhabditis briggsae is the source of this 2520-nucleotide messenger RNA. RefSeq names its product Protein CBR-TAG-232 (gene Cbr-tag-232). Lineage: Eukaryota; Metazoa; Nematoda; Chromadorea; Rhabditida; Rhabditidae. The record is from RefSeq and is a predicted model, not a curated record. Bases 1 to 2520 code for a protein of 839 amino acids. Gene Ontology annotation, biological process: protein localization to plasma membrane. The transcript is spliced from 6 exons.
AUGGAGAAACAACAUGAAAGCAGCUCUAUGGCCAUGCGCCUGUAUGCCACCUGGGAUGUCGACAGAGCUACGCCUUCAACAGUCCCAAGAAUCUUCAAUGUCUCAAUCAAUCGAAUUCUACUCGACUGUGUGUCACCGGAAGUGAAUUCAAUCAUUGUCACCGCCAAGCUUCCGCUCUCAAAACGGAGUCGAUAUUUGCGGAGCAAUGAGAUCAAAGUGACUCCGAAUCACGGUCGCAUCGAUUUGGAUUGUGACAUCUCUUUCUGUAUUCAGUAUCCACACUUCUUGAAACGGAAAGCCAACGUUCUUCAAUUAUUGAUUCAGCGACGGAAAAAGUACAAAAAUCGACUGCCUGGGGGUUUCCGAGAUCUUGCCGUUGGAAACAUCAAUCUUACUUAUGUGAGUGGCGCUUUUUCAACUAAUUGGAUCAUUCAAUUACUCUCUUUUAAUUCUUUUCAGAUCCUACAACAAGGCGGAUUACGCGAAAUUCAGUUGAACCCUUCGUCGGAGAACGAAGUUGAAUUGAAAGGAGUCGGUGCGUGUGCUGGAAAGGUGUUCCUAACAUCGUGUUACUCCCAACCACCUGAAAUCGUCGAUGAUAGAGACAAACACAAGAAGGUUGUUGAGGAUUCCGAAGAAGAAACCGAGACAGAUUAUGAUGAUGUCGGAGAUGAUCUUAAUGAACUUCCAAGUGGAAGGAGUGGACGGCACAAGGCUUCAACAGAAAUUGAAGCUCGGCCUGGUAGAACAAAAGGGAAGAAUUUGAAGUAUCAGAUGAACAAGUUGUUUAAUAUGUUCCGUCCAGAAGAUCAAGGAAGACGACAAGUUGUAAAAGAAAUGCCUUGGGAAGAUGAUGAUCUGGAAUCACCGUACGAUUCAGGACCAGAAAUGUUCAAUGAUGAUGCAUCGAUAAGAAGCAAUCGACGUCCCCAACUCGCACCAUUUUUCGAUGAGAAGGAGAAAAUUGAACAUUUGGCAGCAAUGUACGAAGUGUCAGACGCAGAAGGAGAACAAGGAGAAAGUGGAUGGCAUUCGGAUCCGGAAAAUACAAAAGAAAACAAUGGAAGAGGAAGACUGACUCAGAAAGAUUCUGUUGGUUCAGGCUAUCCGGACCACUCGGUUCAUACUCCCGUUCGAACGUCAGGAAUGCGCGUUAUGACGUCUUCCUUCGAUUCUCAUUCGAUUCCACAUUCUUCUACUCUUAACUCUAUCAGAAACGAUCAUGGUGUGCAUCGAGGAGUGAGCCUCUCAGAACAACUGUGCGCAAUUCUCGGAACCAGCAUGUCAUCAGAAGGAAAAGAAGCCGUCUGGCUGUGUAAUCUUUCAGAAUGGCCAGUUUAUGCCACAUUAGGUGGUCCGGUACCAAUUGUUAACUGCCCAUCUUUCUCUCAAGUGCGCCAAACGUUGAGUCACGUCAUCAAUCGAAUUCAGAGUUUCUGUCACACGAAUUCGUCAAAUCCUCCAUUGUCCAUCGUCGGAAUCAUCGGAACGGACAAGCUCAUCUCACAAGUCGUUAAAGCCUAUGUCGAGUGCCUCGCGCAUAAAUCCCUUGCCAAUCUCAUCAAUCAUCUUCGCUUUGUGGUUAUUCCGUCGACAAGUUCGCUUUUUUAUAAACUGAUCGAAGGUAAUUCAGAGUUUCCGAUCCAACGAAAAUUUCGUUUUUAUUUUUUAGGAAUCGACCCUCAACUUGACAAUUUGUGUCGUGACUUAUGGGAUCGAUAUGGAGACAUGAAUCAUGCUGAAAAAGCAGCGUUAGCCGCAAAGAUCGCUGCCUGGCCAAACACGGUGAUGUCAUCGAAACUAAACAUGCCAAUCGGAGAAGCGAUGCUGCAACUGACAGCUGAUCGCGAUUCAGAUGGCGGCCGUGUAUUUUUGCCGUUCCUCAGCGAAGUUCGUGUUGGAAAUCAGCAGUGUGAAAUCGAAAACGACGACGAUUCGAACAAUGUAAACGGAUUCGCACAAACAAUCGUAUCACCAAGAGAAGAAUCAGUCGUCUCCAAAGCGGAGGGUUCAUCUCCACCUCAUUCUCCGCAACUUCGAAACGUCGAUGGUCAAGAGCUGAAUAUGGACUUCUGGCCCAACACACCACCCCAACAGAAUACUUUCUACUGCUCUUCCGAUUAUCCUCCAACCACUUCUAACACGACACCGAAUUCGAAGAAGGAAGCUGCCAAAGUUACGAUCAAAGCGCAUUUUAAAACACUUCUUGUUUCGAGGUCUCCCAGUUCUGGCUCGUUGUGUUUGACGUAUCUAAAAGAGAAGAGAAAAGACAAAAUGCUACAGAAGCUAGGGAUGAAGAAGGGGCAGAAGCAGAAGCCAGAAGAAGGUCCGAUUCCAUCUCAAGUGUCUUCUAUAGGAAGAAUGCUCUGUAGUGCCUCUGGAAAGCAUAAUGAGUUGACCGUGAUAAUCGAUGGAAACGCGUAUAAUGGAAUCAGGUACUUCCAAACGUCUCCACAAUGGCAGACACAUAUCAAAUCGUUCCCAAUCGCAUUUCUAACUCCAAACGUCUGUACCGCUUGA